This is a messenger RNA of Chara braunii, 2284 nucleotides long. The record is from the annotation of a GenBank genome assembly. NCBI's taxonomy places the organism in Eukaryota, Viridiplantae, Streptophyta, Charophyceae, Charales, Characeae.
GCGAAGAUGAAGAGAUUGGAGGACGAGAUGAAGAGGGUACAACAGGAGGAGGAAGAAAGAAGGAAGGCUGCUGAAGGAGAAGCGGCAGCAGAAGAAGAGAAAGAGAGGAUGAGAAUUGAGAGUGGAGAAGGAAGUAGUGGUGGCACGAUGAAGUGGGAUACAAAUACUGAGCUGGAGAAGAAGAUCAGCGAGUGGGUCGCUAAUUUAUCGUUGGGGGAAGACGAGGAGGCGGAGUCCUAUGUGACUAAGGAUGAGAAGGYUGCGCUGGSCGCUGARCUAGCRGCCAUGACAGACCCAAUGGAACGAAGAGAGAGGGAAGACGAGCAAAAGUUAGCAUGGAAGUUGAKAAUGAAGAGGGAGAAGAAGAGGAGGAGAGAGGAAGUGAAUAAGAUGACCGCCGCAGUGGCAAAGGUGCAGGAGUGUAGAGCGGAGGUGCUGGCCCAACCAGAUGAUAAGGCUGCCAAGUGGGACAAAGUACUGGGCUGUCUAGAGGUGUUGAGCAAGGCCUGGAUGGAGGAGCGUCAGGCAAGCUGGAGCCAGAAUGUAGCGUUGAGUGCCAUGUGGUCUGGGUUCAGGGAUUUUGCGCGCGAAAUCGUCACCCAUAUUGGGGGUGAAGUCAAGCAAUUGAGAGACAACGUAGGGAAGUUUUGUGAGGGUGCCAUUCAGGGUGCCAAAGCUGCAGCCGCUGUAGAAGGAGAGGCCAGACCCCGUAAGGACCCAGUAAAACUUAAGUUCCCAGACUCGUACGGGGGGAAGAAGGACGAGAACUUUGACAAUUGGGAACCCUGUGUCAAUAGUUACAUUUAUUUACAACAUAUUCUGAUGGAGGAGCAAGUCCUCGUGGCCUUCCAGGCCCUGAAGGACGAAGCGGCUAGCUUCGUCAUGUCUCUCGCGCGUACAGCCGGUUGUGAAAACAACCUGGUUGCAUAUUCUAAAGUCACCCCUCUUUCCCAAUUCCUCAGGCUUCUCAAGGAGCGUUUCGCUGACCCAAUGAGAGGCAUAAGAGCCUCUGACAAGCUUCAAACGAUCCACUCACGGCAGUGGAGGAGUGCCAAGGCACUCAAGGGUACCAUGUACGACUUGGUAGCCGUCCCGGACCAUGGGGGCACUGAGCCCCAGCUGGUUCAGUUGUUUUAUCGUGCCAUUCCAGAGGCCCUACAUGGGCAUUUCUUUGACAAGUCUCAGCAGACCGGCAUCACAUACGAUCAAUUGAUAGUCUACUUAGAUGAUAUCCUAGUCUUUAGUAAGACUCUUCAGGAGCACCAGGGUCAUCUGAGGCAGGUCUUGGGGAAGCUUAGAGAGGCUAACUUCAAGAUCAAUGCGAAGAAGUGCGAGUGGGCCAAGACGCAAGUCCUGUACUUGGGCCGCGUAUUAGACGGAGAUGGCAUUAAGCCCGAGGACAGCAAGAUAGCGGCGAUUAGAGAUUGGCUGACGCCCCGCACAUUGACAGAGUUGCGGUCGUUCCUAGGCUUAGCUAACUACUAUAGGAAGUUCGUAAGGAACUUCUCUACUAUUGCCGCUCCCUUGAGCACGUUGCUGAAGAAAGAGGCAAUCUGGCAAUGGGGCAAAGACUGUACGUCUGCGCUCAAGAAGUUAAAGCGUGCGUUAAUAGAAUAUCCUAUCUUCAAAGUAGCAGAUCCGUCCUUGCCAUUUUUCGUUACCACGGACGCAAGUCAGUAUGGGAUAGGCGCCGUGUUGCAGCAAGACGACGACAAUGGCUAUAGACCCGUCGAGUUCAUGUCAGCGAGGAUGCCCUGUGAGAAGGUUGCUACCUCCACGUACGGGAGAGAGCUCUACGCUCUCUGGCAGGCUUUAGACCAUUGGAAGCACUAUCUGCUUGGGAGGCACUUCAAAGUGUAUUCCGACCACGAGACACUCCGUUGGUUGAAGACACAGGCCAAGAUGACACCUAAGUUGACUAGGUGGGCCGCAGAGAUAGACCAAUUCGACUUUGAGCUCAAACCAGUGAAGGGCAAGUACAACGUAGUUGCGGAUGCUCUGAGUAGGAGAUCAGACCACUUUGGAGUCGUAGUACACUAUCUGGAUAUAGGGAGAGGCCUGCAGGAGAAAGUGAGACAAGCAUAUACACAUGACCCUAUAUAUAGUGACCUCCUAAAGAGAGUUAGAGAGGCCCCAGAGACCGCACCAGAUUACCGCCCUACAGACGGGUUGCUGUUUGAGAAGACUAAUGUGUUUGAUCGCCUGUGCAUUCCCAACAGCGAAGAGUCUGAUUCUAGGGGAAUGCCACGAUACUGAAGGGCAUUUCGGUUGGCAAAAGACAUUA